Messenger RNA from Phoenix dactylifera (date palm), 543 nucleotides. Lineage: Eukaryota; Viridiplantae; Streptophyta; Magnoliopsida; Arecales; Arecaceae. The record is from RefSeq and is a predicted model, not a curated record.
AUGGUGGCACUACAGAAAAAAUUCAAGAAGCAGAACGGCUCCGGCGAUGAUAUCUUCGCCCGCCUCUUCGCCGCCUCCUUGGAUCCCGACCUCGCCCCCCUCUCCCUCGAACCGCGGAUCCUCAAGUCCCGCCUCAUCACCGGCGAGACCCUCUACGGCCUCUUCCUCCUGUGCUCCUCCCCAACCCUCGCCGAGAUCGCUGGCCUCGCCGGCUACGACUACGUGGUCGUCGACAUGGAGCACGGCUCUGGCGGCAUCGCGGAGGCCCUCCCCUGCCUCCUCGCCCUCGCCGCCGCCCGCACCCCGGCCAUCCUCCGCCUUCCGGAGCUCUCCGCCGCCUGGGCCAAGAAGGCCCUUGAUCUCGACCCCCAGGGACUCAUGUUCCCCAUGAUCGAGUCCCCCGGCGCCGCCGAGCUCGCCGUCUCCUUCUGCCGUUUUCCGCCGCGCGGCGUCCGCGGAUCCGUCCACACAGUGGUGCGCGCCUCCGCCUACGGCAUCGACGACGGCUACCUGGCGCGGUUUACUCGUUCGAGACCUGCUUGA